This is a messenger RNA of Rhipicephalus sanguineus (brown dog tick), 726 nucleotides long. Its product is annotated as putative defense protein Hdd11-like. The record is from RefSeq and is a predicted model, not a curated record. NCBI's taxonomy places the organism in Eukaryota, Metazoa, Arthropoda, Arachnida, Ixodida, Ixodidae. Gene Ontology annotation, molecular function: oxidoreductase activity, acting on metal ions. The transcript has 4 exons. Bases 76 to 714 code for a protein of 212 amino acids.
AUGGGAUGAUACAUUUCUUGUUGUUUCUACGAUUUCAUGCUUCUUUUUGCUGCGUUUUAAAGUUUCCUCUGUUUAAUGCGCCGGGCUUUACUGAAGCGCCCCGGAUCUGCCGACGUGUUGGAGCGCAUGAGGCAAGGACCAUCACAGCCGUUCACUUUGCUUUCCAUGCUACCGGCUCUUGUCCUCGAAGCCGCGUGCUUCAGCACAGGGGCACCCGCCAGCGCCUGCAAGGAGAUGGAGCCGCGCCACAACUUCAUGCCGCAGAAUCAGCACCAUGACUACCAGGUUACCGUGGAGCGUUCCCACCGGCACCUUAUCGUGCGCCUGGCGAGCCUCAACAGAAGUUGGCCCUUCAAGGGUUUUAUGAUGCGCGGCUUCCGUGUCAAGGGCAACAAGAGCAUCUUCUUCGAGGGCGUGUUCGAAUCCAGUUCAUUCUACCAUUACGUUGCGUGCGGCGAGUCCUUUAACCGGAGCGUGAUUACGCACAAUAGCCCGGCGGACAAAACCUUGGUGGUGGCCAUUUGGAGGCCUGAGAAGCUCACCGAAGCCCUCAUCGAGGUUUUCUUCCGAGCGACCAUUCUGCAAAAGUUCGACACCUUCUGGCAAAACGUGGACUCCAACCACAUACUAAUCAACUCGUCAUCUAACCUCAGAGGCGCACGAUUUCUGCUGCUCCAACUGGCAAUGGCGCUCGUGCUGACAUUUCAGCAUUGAGAUUUGGAUCGA